Molecule: messenger RNA, 660 nt
Organism: Triticum turgidum subsp. durum (durum wheat)
Lineage: Eukaryota; Viridiplantae; Streptophyta; Magnoliopsida; Poales; Poaceae
Source: the annotation of a GenBank genome assembly
AUGAAGAUCUUCUUGGUCUUUGCCCUCCUCGCGUAUCAACAACAAAUAUUCCCGCAACAACAACAACCCCCACAACAACAACCAUUUUACCAAUAUCAACAACCAUUAACACAACAACCAUACCCGCAAGAGCAACCAUUGCCACAACAACAACCUUCUGUGGAGGAAAACCAACAAUUGAACUUGUGCAAGGAGUUCCUGCUGCAGCAGUGCAACCCGGAGGAGAAACUGUCAUUACUGCAGUCAGUGAUCCCGUUCCUCCGACCAAAGACCUCGCAACAGAACAACUGCCAGUUGAAGCGGCAACAAUGUUGUCGACAACUUGCACAUAUCAGCGAGCCGUCCCGAUGCCCGACCAUCCACAACAUUGUGCACGCCAUCAUUAUGCAACAACAACAACAACAACAACAACAACAACAACAUGUGGAUAGAGGUUUUGUCCAGCCUCAACCACAACAGUUGGGCCAGGGAAUGCCCAUGCAGCCUCAACAUCAAUUGGGCCAGGGCUUAAGCCUACCUCAACAACUAGCCCAGUUCAAGUUGGUUAGGUUACUUGUGAUUCAGACCUUGCCUAUGUUAUGCAAUGUGCAUGUCCCAUCUGAUUGCUACACCAUUAGUGCACCAUUUGGUGGCAUCACUGCCUACAACAGUGGACAAUGA